AUGAGCUGGAGUGAGGCUAAGGACAAAGAAGGACGUGUUUACUAUUACAACGCCGAAACAAAGGAGACAAAGUGGGAAAAACCUGAAGAGUUACAAUCUCCAUUGGAAAAAUUAUUAGCUAAAACUGACUGGAAACAAUUUUCUGCUGAAGGUGGUAGAACUUAUUAUUAUAACUCCAAAACAAAAGAAUCUGUAUGGGAAAUACCCAAGGAAAUUCAAGCUGAGCUAGAAGCUGCUAAAGAUGUUGAAGACUAUCAAGAUAAUGCAGCUGCUAUAAAUAUAAACAAUGGGACAGGGUUCCAAUCAAUCAUAGAUCCAAGUGAACAAUAUCAUAAUACAUCACCAUUAUUCAACUCUGAUAUCAAAGCUAGGGAUGUUAGAACAGCAAAUGAAAAAUUUGUGGAAAUGCUUAGAGAAAAUGAAGUUGAUGCUACAUGGUCCUUUGGUAAAAUUAUGACAUUUUUCAUUAAAGAUCCAAGAUAUUGGUUAGUUGAAGAUUCUUUAGAGAAGAAACAUCUUUUCGAAACAUAUUUAAACAACAGAACCAAAGAAGAAUUAUUCAAGGAAAAUAAUUCUAUAGAGAAAUUUAAAGAAGCAUUUUUAGGUUUAUUACAUAGUACAAGAUCAAUUAAAUAUUAUACAAGAUGGAAAACUGCAAGAAGAUUAAUACAAGAUGAACCAAUUUAUGCACAUUCUGUUAUCAGUGAAAAAGUUAAAAAGCAAACUUUCCAAGAUUUCGUUGAUGGACUACGAAGAGAACAUGAAGAAGCCAACAAAAAGUUAAGAGAUCAAGCUUUAUUAGAAUUAAAUGAAUAUUUCAAGACCAUGAAUCUAAAUUUAAGUUCAACUUGGGAAUCAACUCACAAUUCUAUUAAAUCUGAUACAAGAUUCAAACAAAAUAAACAUUUUGAAGUAUUAAAUCAAUUAGAUCUUAUAAAUAUUUAUUUAGAGAACAUAAAUAGUUUACAAACAAAUCAACAAGAAAGAAUUCAAAACAUUUCCAAGGAAAAUUAUAGACAUGACAGAAAAGCUCGUGACGAAUAUAAAGCAUUAUUAGCGGAAUUGAAAGAAACUGGUCUAUUAAGAGCUGAUACUAAAUGGAGUGAUGUUUUUUCUUUAAUUAAAGAAGAUGAUAGAUUUAUUGGGUUAUUAGGAAGAAUGGGUUCGAAUCCAAUUGAAUUAUUCUGGGAUGUUAUUGAUGAAGAAGAAUUGUUAGUCAGAGCUAAGAAAGAUAUCGUGGAACAACUAUUACUUCAUAAUGAUUUUGUUGUUAAAGAUGAUGUUGAUUUAGCUAAACAAAAAUCAGAAUUAAUCAAAAUUUUACAAAAAGAUGAACAAACUAAAGAUUAUGAUGAAGAUACAAUUGAAUUAAUUUAUGAUAGAAUCUUACAACAGAUCAAAGAACAAAAAGAAAAAGAUAAAUUUGCAUACGAACGUAAAAUUAGAAGAUUACAAGAAGAUUUUAGAUCAUUUUUAAGAAAAUUUGAUAAUCCAAAAAUUACAAUCGAAACUAAGUGGGAAGAUAUUAAACCAAAAAUUGAAAAAGAACCUGAAUAUUUGGAACUACCAGACGAUAGAACAAGAUUAAUUGCAUUUGAAAAAUUUAUAACAAGAUUGAAAGAGAAAAAAAUUGAACUUGAAGCUAAUAAAGAACGUGAAUUGAAGAGAAUUAUUGAAGAAGCUUCAAAGGCAAGAGAAGAACAAAAAUCAAAGAAAAGAGCAUUGUCUCCAAAGCCACCGGUGGAAGAAUUAGAUUAUUGA
Molecule: messenger RNA, 1761 nt
Organism: Hansenula ciferrii
Lineage: Eukaryota; Fungi; Ascomycota; Saccharomycetes; Phaffomycetales; Wickerhamomycetaceae
Gene: PRP40
Product: snoRNA-splicing protein PRP40
Exons: 1
Coding region: 1-1761 (586 amino acids)
Biological process (GO): mRNA cis splicing, via spliceosome
Cellular component (GO): U2-type prespliceosome; U1 snRNP
Molecular function (GO): RNA binding; protein binding
Source: RefSeq, a predicted model, not a curated record